CAAUUAACAAUGGGUGAGACCGCGCAGCUUGAAAAUGCGGAAGCAAUUAAUCCGAGCGAUAAUGCGUUUCCCAACAGGACAGUGAUGAAUGAGCAGAACGCUGAGGAAAACGGCGAUGCUGGAAUGGACAUCGAGAGAAUGCCAAGUGAGGGAAAAGAGGGAGAGAUGUUGGAGCAUGCAGCAGCAAGUGCUGCUUCUGAAGUGGAGCUGGAGGACAAGUAUCAAGCAAAAAAGGAAGUCGAGGACGAACUGGAAAAAACAAUAAAUGAAGUAGCCGAGGCCAGCCUGGAAAGUGCGGCGGUUGAAGGCGAAGAUCUGAUUAGCGAGAAUCGAAGAAAAGGUAGCAAAUACGAUUGGAAUGCACGGAUUGUGAGGGAUAUUGUUCGGCGAGUCAAAAACCAUAAGUUGUCAUAUUCGAAAGCGGCUGAACAGCUCUCUCUCUUAAUGGAUGCGAAAGUAACAACAAUUGGAGUUCGAUUGCAGGUUGUUAAAAUGGCCAGCGACGAGGCUUAUGCGAAGCAAGAUCAGCUGGCGGCAAAUGAGUCAGCUCGCAAAGCCAGCAAAGCGCCGAAGACUCUCCCCGUGGCUAGUGCCGCAAGCAAGUCUGCCAUUUCCGAUCGUACUCGAAGCAAAACUACUCAAGUUCAGAAAGCUGACAACAGAGAAAAUGUAGUGGACGGUGGUGCUGCUCGAGAGAGGACGAAUGCGAAAACUGGAAAGAAGUUGGUUGCAUAUCAGUUUUGCUGA
Molecule: messenger RNA, 747 nt
Organism: Gongylonema pulchrum
Lineage: Eukaryota; Metazoa; Nematoda; Chromadorea; Rhabditida; Gongylonematidae
Source: the annotation of a GenBank genome assembly